AUGAACAAUUCUUCUGCCGAUGUGCUGGAAUUCUGCCUAGCCAAAGCAGGACAAGUCAACGAAGACUCCAGGACAUUCCUGGCGGUGCUCAUACUUUUGUUUUCGUUGAUUGGUAUUUUUACGAAUUCAGCUCUACUUACUGUAUUCAUCAUCCAUUGGAAGUCUUCUUUCGGGUCACAGCAUUUCACACAUUUUGUCAUCAAUAUGAUCAUAUCUGGCCUUCUGUAUUCAGCCACCAAUUUAUGGGUAUCUGUUCCGUGUACUUUUAAUGAGUGCCAUUUUAUGAGAUCCGAUCAACUCAUGAUUAUUCUAUCCACUCCAAACACCUUAGCACAUUGGGGGUAUCUAUUGUCAGCGGCGGCGUUGACUAUCUACCGAUUUGGAAUUUUUGUGUCCAAAUGCUUCGCCUACAAAACCACUUGGAUCAGGAUUCUGCUGAUCAGCCCAUGGGUAUUAACAGCAAUUAUUACAUUUGGCACAACAGCAAUGGGAUGUUAUAAACGAUACAAUCGACAUUCUUUGGGUUAUACUUACAACUGUUCCGAAUGUAACAUUGCAUUUGGGAUUUCCUUCAUCGAUGUCAAUUUCUAUGGUGGUCAGGCGAUUCCUAUUCUGAUGAUAUGCGCCUAUAUCAUCAUACUCGUAUGUAUCUAUCGAGGUCGUAAGCGUGGUGUCGCCACUCAGCGCGAAUCGCGAGUGGAUGCAAAACUGGCACUCCAAUUCACUGUCAUAUGCUGCUCUCAGUACUUGACAGCGUUUCUAUUCUUUAUAGUACCAAAAGCGAGUAAAGGUGCUGUAUGGGGAGUGCUUACCAUGAAUACCAUAGGUUUGAACCUUUUUUUCAGGGAUUACUGUGGCGGUUUUGCCUAUCCAAUUUCUUUCAGGAGUCAUCAAUGUCUCAGUGAAUCCAAUGGUCUUACUCCUCUUCAAUAA
Messenger RNA from Haemonchus placei, 933 nucleotides. NCBI's taxonomy places the organism in Eukaryota, Metazoa, Nematoda, Chromadorea, Rhabditida, Trichostrongylidae. The record is from the annotation of a GenBank genome assembly.